Molecule: messenger RNA, 564 nt
Organism: Hibiscus syriacus
Lineage: Eukaryota; Viridiplantae; Streptophyta; Magnoliopsida; Malvales; Malvaceae
Product: polyadenylate-binding protein 5-like
Exons: 1
Coding region: 1-564 (187 amino acids)
Cellular component (GO): nucleus; chloroplast; ribonucleoprotein complex
Molecular function (GO): mRNA binding
Source: RefSeq, a predicted model, not a curated record
AUGUAUCACAGUAAGGGGAUAACGGAGGAGAGAAGAACCCCGGCGUCAACCGUUUUCGUUAGCAACAUUCCAGAUAGAUUCCACUGGAAGGGAUUGUGGUUACUUUUCGGGAAGUAUGGUGAGGUCGCUGACAGUUUCAUUUCAUCAAAACGCAACAGAAGCGGUGCUAAGUUUGGGUUUGUGAGAUUUUGGAAUAGGGAGGAUGCUUUAAAGGUGAUAAAAAAUUUGAACGGAAGCAUUCUACUGGGGAAAAGACUUGUGGUAUUAAUGGCAAAAUACAAAACCAGGGACCAGUUCUGGAGAAGAGAUAAGAUGCAAAAGGAACAGGAAAGAAACAACCAAAGGAAUCCAAAUGCCAUGUACGAAGGAGGAGAUGGAGUGGAUAACUUAGAAGGAUUCCAAGAUAAUCAAAAAAAUAUGAAGAAAAGGUUGAAAAGGAAUCCCAGACUAAAAACAAGUACCAAUGGAGAUUCAGCAGCAGAAGGAAUCAGAAGAAUAGUAGGGCAUAUUGAAUCUGAUGAACUAAUGAACCUAAAGAGAUGCUUGAUAGGUCAAACUGCAUAA